This is a messenger RNA of Mugil cephalus (flathead mullet), 2968 nucleotides long. RefSeq names its product protein tyrosine phosphatase type IVA 3. Gene Ontology annotation, cellular component: nucleus. The record is from RefSeq and is a predicted model, not a curated record. The transcript has 7 exons. NCBI's taxonomy places the organism in Eukaryota, Metazoa, Chordata, Actinopteri, Mugiliformes, Mugilidae. Gene Ontology annotation, biological process: protein dephosphorylation. Gene Ontology annotation, molecular function: protein tyrosine phosphatase activity. The coding region runs from base 960 to 1472 and encodes 170 amino acids.
AGGAGGGAGAAAAGAGUGGAUGAAGAAGUGGAGGAAGAGGAGGGCGGGGAGCAGAGCUCUCUCUCUCUCCCUCUCUCUCUCUAAGAGCAUUAACUGUAGAGCGUUCUGGUGGUGACAGGGCUGUCAGGGUCAGAUGGCUGCUCAGCCUGAUUAGACCAGCUCACAGCAGAUCCUCAGCCCGACACGCUGCUGCAGCGAGGCACAGCUACAAACUGGGGCGUGCGGGACGUCUCAGGCGUAACUGAGAAGCUCCAGACGGGACAGGCGGGGGUGGAAAGCAGUGUUGUAGCGGAGCAGAGCUACAGGUUAUAAACUUUCACUGGAUUUUUCAACUUCUCGCAGCACGAGACAGAAAGCAGGUGGACUUUCACGAGGGAAAAAGAGAAACCAGAACUCGUUAAUUUCAGGCUUGGAGAUGACACUAAAGAACUAAAGCGAACCGGUGGUUGAUGGAGUUUGUGCGGCGGAGUGGUGACUACUGCCACGCCCAACACAUUUAGACCCCGUCUGGGAUGAAGCUGCGCCAUGCAGUGCUGGGACCAUGAACCCUGAAAGACCACUGGCCUUCAGCCUCUGAACCUGCCAGCUCAUGGGGUAACAAGUGGAGCCUUGACACUGGAAGCUAACUGGAGAGAGCAGAAAGGAGAAGGACGCGAUCAAAACAAAGAGACAGCUGACAACUGUGGCCUCCCGGACUAUAGGACAUAGCCAACUGAUGGGAUAGCAGUCAAGAGAAGAGCACCUUAUAACUGGGAAAACACUUUAAACUUUUAUAAAAAAACAGGAAGGACAGACUCACCUGGAGAUCUGAUAUACGUUGAAGGAACAGGAGCUGACAGCAGUUCUAUGUCUGUACAGAUGUACAUUUCUUCCUGUCUGUGAGCUCUCGACGAACAACUAACUGCUAAACCUUAAAGGCCAUAGAUCCUCGAGGGAGGUCGAAGGUCACGUUGGCCACCAUGAACCGUCCGGCUCCUGUGGAACUGUGCCACAAGAACAUGAGAUUCCUCAUCACACACAACCCCACAGACAGCACGCUCAACUCCUUCAUAGAGGAUCUGAAGCGGUACGGCGUCACAACCGUGGUACGAGUGUGUGACGUCACCUACGACAAAGCACCUCUUGAAAAAGAUGGCAUUAAUGUGGUGGAUUGGCGCUUUGAUGAUGGAGCUCCGCCACCCAGUAAGCUGGUUGAUGACUGGCUGAGUCUGCUGAAGAAGAAGUUUCAGGAGGAUCCAGGAAGCUGUGUGGCUGUUCACUGUGUGGCUGGACUGGGGAGGGCUCCUGUGCUGGUCGCUUUGGCUCUGAUAGAGAGUGGGAUGAAGUAUGAAGAUGCUAUUCAACUCAUCAGAGAGAAGCGUCGCGGAGCCAUCAACAGUAAACAGCUAACCUACCUGGAGAAGUAUCGAUCGAAGCAGAGACUCCGUUUCAAAGACUCUCACACACCCAAGAACAAGUGCUGCACCAUGUGAACGCACACGAAGACAAAAAGACACCCACACACACACACAUCCAGACUCCUCCUACCCUUCAGCGAAUUUCUCAGGAAUCCCACUGUGAAAGCCUUGAGUCAUCAUCCCAAACACUGAGAUACUAAACCUCCUCUACGUCCACUUGUAUCCAGGAAGUUUCGCUUUUGCAGAAACGUCACCAUGCUUUGAUGAUUGAUUGAUUAUUUUGUUGGCAUGUUUACUUCAUUUAUUUUAAGUAACAGUGAGCGAAGAUGGGAAAAGAUGAGCGAAGGAGAGAAAAUCCCAUAUAAAAACCCAUUGUUGAUGCUGCGUGAGUUAUAACGGGUGUAUGACUCAUGUUGAAAUUUAAAAAAAAUUCACAUGCGAGCCCGUUGGGAACAACAUAACAGAUUUAGUGUGGGACUGAUGCACAGGUUGUUCUUUAACACCUUAAACCUGACAUGACCUCUAUGUUUAAACUUAAUCAGGGUAUAAAAUUACACUCAGGAUAUUUUUAAGUGAAAACUGUCAGAGACACGUGACACGGGAAUAAAAUUAAGUAAGGACUCAGUUCGUCCCCUUUAAAUUACUGUCAAGAUUCACCUUCUCAUUUACAUUAGUCCUGCUGCUGUCUUUUCUCUGUAUAGCUGGACAUUAAGGCUCAUCUCAAGCCAACAUUUUCUGACCUUCGGCUACGCUAUGAUUGAAACAUUCUGCGUGAAGCAUUUUGGUGAACAUAAACCCUCCGUUUAGUUUGGUUGCAGACACCUUUUCAAUAUUACUUGAUAUAUUGUGUUCACAUAACAUGUUUACAUAUCUGUGUGUGCAGUAAGUUGUAUUACGUUGUGUUUUGUUUACUGACACACUAUCAAAUUUCUCUAAAAAAAGGAAAUUCCAACAGGAUCGUGAAUGUUUCGUGUCACAACAUACCGACAAUUACAUUGACUAAUUACAAUUUAUUAGCUUGAGAAAUAAGUGAACGGCGACACAGGUUUUACCUUAGCACAAAUAUUGCUGCGCAUCAUGGCACUGUUUAGUCUAGGUCACAGCUUUCUUACACAUAUAGGAGUGUUUACUUCAUUUGUAUUGUUCCUGAAUGAAGCAUGUAAACAACUAUUUCUGACUUUUACUGCAUUUAAGCUUUGUUGCUGGUAAUAGAGCAUGCACUUUCUAUUUGUAACCAUCCACGCUAUAUAUAUAUCUGCUUAAUCUGAUCUGACGUCCUGGACAAAAAUUUGGAAAAUCAGAGGGUUUGAGAGUGAAAUGAAGAAACAAAAGAGAUUAACAGAGGGUCGAAAGAGAAGAGAGGAGCUAACAUCUGUACCUGAAACGUGUUUGUUCAUAUAAUGUGUGCGCAUGUGUUUGUUUGAGUGUGCGUGUGUGGCAGUCUUUGGUAGAUAUUUUUUUGGGGAAAAUGGCCUGAGCUGUAAUUUUUUAAUGUAAAAAAACAUCAUGCUGUAAAUGUCUGUCUAUACAUCUUUGCGUUGUUUAAUAAAGGUUUGUCAUUGUCCCUAUAA